This is a messenger RNA of Guillardia theta CCMP2712, 1446 nucleotides long. RefSeq lists its product as hypothetical. The record is from RefSeq and is a predicted model, not a curated record. Gene Ontology annotation, molecular function: transmembrane receptor protein tyrosine kinase activity; ATP binding. Gene Ontology annotation, biological process: positive regulation of kinase activity; multicellular organism development; cell surface receptor protein tyrosine kinase signaling pathway. Gene Ontology annotation, cellular component: signaling receptor complex. Lineage: Eukaryota; Cryptophyceae; Pyrenomonadales; Geminigeraceae. Bases 1 to 1446 code for a protein of 481 amino acids. The transcript has 2 exons.
AUGUUGUUUUUGAUUCAACCACCCCCAUUUCAAUCACCAGCAGCAGCACGAAUCCCAACUUCGACAGCCAGCCCUAGCAAGUCGAGUGUGACAACAAUCGUUGUGAUCACAGUCGUUAUUCCGACUGUGCUCGUGGCUCUCUUGUUGGUCUACAGAAAAUAUAGAAAGUCCUCUACAUUUGCUAGUGAUUCUCGAGGAAUCCAGGGCAAGUUCUCGGAUCGUGAAGCUGCGACAGCUGCGAGAUGCAUUGAAAUUGAAUGUGAAACUUCAAACGUUCUUUCCUCAAAAAGUGAAGUGCGUGAGACGAACAGUGUUGAGAGAAAGGAGCUAAAGGAGACGGAGCAACAUGUCGUUGUGUCCCAGCCUUCGCGUGGCAUCCCGUCGGUCAACUUCGAAGCCUUCACCGAUGUGCGGCAGAUCGGCUCAGGCUCCUUCAAGCUCGUCUACAAGGCUCGAUGGCAGCAGCCGAAUGGAGGCAGCUCUGAAGUAGCUAUCCAACGAAUCCGUGGCAGCGGAUCCACUGGGAGGAGGGAGGAGUUCGAGCAGGAGGUCAAGAUCUUCCAGCACUUGGGGCUCCACCCGAAUCUCCUUCGCCUUCUUGCUAUCACAAUUGAGCCAGGUUCUUGCGACUACUGCAUGGUGACGGACUUUGCAUCUCAGGGCUCCUUGGAUGUCGUGUUAUCUAGCCUCGCAGAGGAACGCAAGACUCUCAGUCUACUGGUGCAGCUGCAGGUGGCGAGGCAGGUCUGCGACGGGAUGGUACAGCUCUCUCUGCAUCAGGUCGUGCAUCGGGACCUGGCAGCGAGGAACGUGCUUGUGUUCCGUCUGAAUGCACAGAAUCACUUGGAUGUGAAUGUGAAGAUCGCUGAUUACGGGUUGUCUGUCAUGUCCGCGCGCGGGUACGGAGAGAGAUAUGCAGCGAGUUUCAGUACGGCAGGGUCGACGACUCGCCCAAUCCGAUGGAUGGCACCGGAGAGCAUCGAGAGAAGGCAGUACUCGGAGAAGAGCGAUGUAUGGGCGUUUGGUGUGACUUUGUGGGAGAUCUGGACGUACGGGAAAGUUCCGUAUUGCACCGUCACGGACGAUUCGCUUGUGGGAUCCAAGGUACUUGGUGGUGUGCGACUUCCGAGCCCCCCUUCGUGCCCUGCAGCUGUGUAUAGUAUCAUGCUGGAAUGUUGGAGGGAGCAGAAGUCAGAGCGGCCACGUUUUAGCGACUUGCAUAGAAAGCUUCAGCAACAGCAUGACGCAGCCGUUGCAGAGAGUUUAAGAGAGGAUGAGAUAGACAUAGAUAGCCAGCUCUGCGUCAUCUGCUUGGAACGAGAGGCCAUGUGGGCGCUCAUCCCCUGUGGACAUAAAUGUCUCUGUGAGAACCACAAGGAAGGAGCGGCUUCAAGGCCAUGUCCAAUCUGUCGCUCGGAUCCCACCAGCGUGUAUAAGAUUUACUAA